This is a messenger RNA of Erythranthe guttata (spotted monkey flower), 2083 nucleotides long. RefSeq lists its product as uncharacterized. Gene Ontology annotation, molecular function: RNA polymerase II complex binding. Lineage: Eukaryota; Viridiplantae; Streptophyta; Magnoliopsida; Lamiales; Phrymaceae. Gene Ontology annotation, biological process: mRNA 3'-end processing. The record is from RefSeq and is a predicted model, not a curated record.
CAAUUUCAUCAUAUUUCAAUUUAACCCCACAAAUUUGCACGUCUCUAUUGUCCGUCUUGUCUCUAUUUCUCUCGGACAACAACAACACAGGGCUCUCGUUAUUGAGGGUUUUCUAUCUCUUUCCCCUUCGUCUCAAACUCAAUAAACCCCUUUUUUUCUGGCUUUUUUCUCCCGUGAAUUCGCUUAGUUGAAGUGUUUCAAGUUGAGGGUUUUCUUUUGAUUUGGGGGCAUAAACUUGAGGGCUCGUCGAUUGUUAGGGAAUUGAAGAUACGGUUUAUGGGAAUUCAAGUGAACUCAUAGUAGAUUUUCUCAAACAACAGAAUGGGUGAUGAGAGUUUUGAUGAUGGUUUACUGACUGAGAAACUGGCUAAAGUCAACGGUUCUCAGCAGAGCAUUGAAUCUGUAUCUCGGUGGUGCAUACUUCACCGCAAAAAGGCUAAGCAAGUUGUUGAAACAUGGGAGAAAUUAUACAAAGCUGCACAGCAUGAGCAGCAGGUUGCCUACUUAUACUUGUCGAACGACAUCCUGCAAAAUAGCAGGCGCAAGGGCAGUGAAUUUGUGAAUGAAUUCUGGAAGGUUCUUCCAGCAGCUCUCAAGGGUCUUUACAGUGGUGGCGGUGAGAAUGGCAGAAAAGUUGCCUCCAGAUUGGUUGACAUUUGGGAAGAAAGAAAAGUUUUCGGAUCGAGGGGCCAAAAUCUUAAAAAUGAAAUAGUGGGGAAAUCUCCCCCCAUCAACAAUGUCAAGAAUUCGAAUCCUAUCAAGGUGAUGAAGAGAGAUGCCACCUCCUUGAGAGUUAAAUUGGCUGUUGGAGGUUUGCCAGAAAGGAUUCUAACUUCUUUGCAGUUGGUACACGAUGAAGCUGUCAAAGAAGAAGUAGCCUUAAACAAAUAUCGUAGUGCUGUUUCUAAUGUACGAGAAAUAGAGAAAGAUGUUGUACAUGCUUCGUCUCAAGGAAACAUGAAUGCUUCUGAUGUGGUAGAUAAUAUACAGAAACAGGAGAACAUUAUACAACACUGUGUUACCAAACUUGAAAACUCUGAAGCAGUUAGAGCUGCUCUUGUUUCCCAGCUUCGAGAAGCACUUCAGGAUCAAGAAUCAAAGCUCGAGCAGAUUCGCAGCGAGUUACUUGUUGCUCGAGGUCAGAUUGAGCAAGCAGCCAACAUGAGGCAACAGCUUAUAACAUCAACUUCUUCCACUGCACCGACAGCUGUCAGUCAACCGAUCAUGGUGGAGCCCACUUUCAAUACGAGUAUGCCUAUGCCUAUGACUAUGACUAUGCCUAUGCCUGUGCCGCCACCUGCCUAUCCCUUGACUUCAUUUGCCAGCUCCGGCGAAGAGGAGAGCAAGAAGGCAACUGCCGCCGCCGUUGCUGCAAAAUUGGCCGCCUCAACUUCCUCCGCCCAAAUGCUCACCUCCAUUCUCUCCUCCCUCGUAGCAGAGGAGGCCGCUUCCAUGAGCAGCGGCUUGAAAAGGCCCAAGCUAGAGCCGCCAAUGCAAUUCUCCGACGCGAAGAACACCUCCGACGGAGCUAACUCCGCCUAUUUUACUAGCGGCACCACACAGCCUCUUUCCCAGUUACAGCCUCCGUUCCUCCCUCCUCCGCCGCCUGUUGCACCACUUCCGGCGAAUCCUAUGAUGGGAAUGCCCUAUGGCUACGGUGUAAGCAACUUAAUGCCGCCUAAUGGUGGGCCCAUGGGGUUCGCUAUGCCACCUCAGCAGCAACAGCAGCAACAACAGCAACAACAGCAGCAGCAACAGGUGGGGCAGAGCCAGCAAGGGCAGCCACAGCAGCCUACGAGCGGUGGAUAUUACAGGCCUAUAGGUGUUGGAUUUUACGGGCAAAGCCAUCAGCCGCCCACACCGCCGAUACACCGCCAGUGAGGGGAGUCGUUUAAUGGUAUAACUGGGGGGACCCCUUUUGUCAGUUUUGUAUAUUAAUAGGGAUAGUCUUAUGUGACUAGGAAUUUAACUUUUUGAGAGAUGUUCAUUUUGCAAACUGGCAUAUAUAUUGUGGUAUUUUGUAGCUCUCAUGUAAAACUAAUGUGUGGGAAUUUUUUAAAUUAGUAUUUAGCAACAGAGACCA